This is a messenger RNA of Neofelis nebulosa (Clouded leopard), 1440 nucleotides long. RefSeq names its product phosphoglycerate kinase 1-like. Gene Ontology annotation, cellular component: cytosol. Gene Ontology annotation, biological process: glycolytic process; gluconeogenesis. NCBI's taxonomy places the organism in Eukaryota, Metazoa, Chordata, Mammalia, Carnivora, Felidae. Gene Ontology annotation, molecular function: phosphoglycerate kinase activity; ATP binding; ADP binding. The record is from RefSeq and is a predicted model, not a curated record.
CAUUGAAUUACCAAGAUGUCGCUUUCUAAUAAGCUGAUUCUGGACAAGCUGAAUGUGAAGGCGAAGUGGGUCAUCAUGAGAGUGGACUUCAAUGUUCCAACGAAGAACAACCAGAUAACAAACAACCAGAGAAUCAAGGCUGCCAUCCCACGCAUCAAAUUCUGCUUGGACAAUGGAGCUAAGUCAGUUGUUCUUAUGAGCCAUAUGGGCCGGCCUGAUGGUGCCCCCACACCUGACAAGUACUCUUUGGAGCCAGUUGCUGUAGAACUCAAAUCUCUGCUUGGCAAGGAUGUUUUAUUCUUAAAGGACUGUGUGGGCCCAGAAGUGGAGAAAGCUUGUGCUGACCCAGCUGCUGGGUCUGUCAUCCUGUUGGAGAGCCUCUGCUUUCAUGUGGAGGAAGAGGGGAAGGGAAAAGAUGCUUCUGGGAAUAAGGUUAAAGCUGAGCCAGCCAAAAUAGAAGCCUUCCAAGCUUCACUUUCCAAGCUAGGAGAUGUCUAUGUCAAUGAUGCUUUCGGCACUGCUCACCGAGCCCACAGCUCCAUGGUGGGAGUCAAUCUGCCACAGAAGGCUGGAGCUUUCUUGAUGAAGAAGGAGCUGAACUACUUUGCCAAGGCCUUGGAGAGCCCAGAGCGACCCUUCCUGGCCAUCCUGGGCGGAGCUAAAGUUGUAGACAAUAUCCAGCUGAUCAAUAAUAUGCUGGACAAAGUCAAUGAGAUGAUUAUUGGUGGUGGAAUGGCUUUUACCUUCUUCCUUAAGGUGCUCAACAACAUGGAGAUUGGCACUUCUGAUGAAGAGGAAGCCAAGAUCGUCAAAGAUAUGAUGUCCAAAGCUGAGAAGAAUGGUGUGGAAAUUACCUUGCCUGUUGACUUUGUCACUGCUGAAAAGUUUGAUGAGAAUGCCAAGACAGGGCAAGCCACUGUGGCCUCUGGCAUAACUGCUGGCUACAUGGGCUUGGAUUGUGGUCCUGAGAGCAGCAAGAAGUAUGCUGAGGCAGUCGCUCGGGCUAAGCAGAUUCUGUGGAAUGGCCCUGUGGGCGUAUUUGAAUGGGAAGCUUUUGCCCAAGGAACCAAAGCCCUCAUGGAUGUGGUGGUGAAAGCCACUUCCAGGGGCUGCAUCACCAUCAUAGGUGGUGGAGACACUGCCACUUGCUGUGCCAAAUGGAACACAGAGGAUAAAGUCAGCCAUGUGAGCCCCGGGGGUGGUGCCAGUUUAGAGCUCCUGGAAGGUAAAAUCCUUCCUGGGGUGGAUGCUUUCAGCAGUGUUUAGUACUUUCCUGCCUUUUGGUUCCUGUGCACAACCCCUAAGUCAACUUAGCACCUGUUGCAUCUCUACUUGGCAUUAGCUAAAAUCUUCCCCCAUGUCAAGAUUCAGCUAGUGGCUAAGAGAUGUAAUGCCAGGAACCCUUAAAACAGUUGCACGGUAUCUCAGCUCUUCUUUAUC